ACUGCAGCAGCACAUCAAGGCUUUACUGAAAGACAGGACGAUGUUGGAGAGCAUAGUCCGUCAACAAGAAGAUGAAAUUAAGUCACUUCAGGAGGAAAGAAACAGUCUGCAAAGCAGGCUUUCUGAAAUAAACCAUGGCUUCUCUCGCUGUCCGUGUGGAUGGACGGAAUACCUGGUCAAAUGUUACUGGAUCUCCUCGAGCACAAAAACCUGGCAUGAAGCCAAGGAAGACUGCAAGGCAAAAGAAGCUGAGCUGGUGGUCAUAAACAGGAAAUGUGAGCAGAAUCUACUCAGUACAUUGGAUACUGCUGAGGACCAAGUGUGGAUUGGCUUACAGCAUCAGUCAGCCUACUUCAGCUCAGGAUGGAGCUGGGUGGACGGAAGCCCCCUGAGAUUUCAUAACUGGGAUGUCCAGCAGCCGGAUGAUGAGUACACACUCCACAGGCGCCAGGCAGAGUGUGUGUACGCCGACCGUGAGCGGCUGGACAAGUGGCACAACGCUCCCUGCACCGAGUCGCACCGCUGGGUGUGUCAGAAAGAGCUCAAGUGAUGCAGCUCACACACUCUCUCACACAUUGUCACACACUGUCACACACACUUACACACUGUCACACACUCUCACACAUGUGGAAACACAGCAGGUUGGGCAGGUCAUAAAGUUCUUCCUCUGGAUUUCAUUUAAUUCAAUCAAAUGUCUUUGCUUUUUUAUUAUCUUGAUGAGGCCUUGCUGUGAUAAGUUUAAUGUUUCUGACUGUUUGUAUUUGGGGGAAACGCAGCAGUGCUCGCUGUUAAACUGUGAGUCUGGAUAUGAUACGUCAGUUAAAUUUGUUAAGUAUCAAGCCUGGUUGAUUAACUUGAGAAAGAAAAAUAUCCCAAAUAAUGUCAGCAGAAAGUUGGGAUGAGCCAGAGCAGGAAUUAAAUGUCUAAAAUGUGCUUGGUGGAAAUAUAUUUUACAUGCCACUGGUGACCACUAGAGAAUGUCAUCUUAACAUAUAUAUAUAUAUUUUUUUAAUUAUAACUCCA
Molecule: messenger RNA, 1023 nt
Organism: Myripristis murdjan (pinecone soldierfish)
Lineage: Eukaryota; Metazoa; Chordata; Actinopteri; Holocentriformes; Holocentridae
Product: asialoglycoprotein receptor 1-like
Exons: 4
Coding region: 41-550 (169 amino acids)
Source: RefSeq, a predicted model, not a curated record